This is a messenger RNA of Colletotrichum phormii, 3522 nucleotides long. Its product is annotated as fungal-specific transcription factor. Gene Ontology annotation, molecular function: zinc ion binding; sequence-specific DNA binding; DNA-binding transcription factor activity, RNA polymerase II-specific. The record is from RefSeq and is a predicted model, not a curated record. The transcript is spliced from 4 exons. Gene Ontology annotation, biological process: positive regulation of transcription by RNA polymerase II; DNA-templated transcription. Lineage: Eukaryota; Fungi; Ascomycota; Sordariomycetes; Glomerellales; Glomerellaceae. The coding region runs from base 439 to 3243 and encodes 934 amino acids.
UCGUCUCUUCACGCCCACUGCCCGUCUCCGUCUCCUCUUGCAACUAUCCGCCCGUACCCAGCCCGACGUUCAUACAGUCAUACACCACGUCCGAGUCCACUACACACACGCGACCGGCGAGACAAGAGGACCCUCUCUCUUCACGAUACCCUCGACUUUCCUUCGAGUCCCUCGUCAGCCGAACCAUGAGACAUUCUGCCCGCCCUUGCGCUCCACCGAUCCCUUCGCCCACGUACGCCUCCGCCCCGUAAACGAUACCCACUACCUACAUCGUGAACAACCCUCAACGACGACUACUACCCGCCCUCGCCGGCUCUCUACAAACUUUCCCAGCGAGGCAAAGUCAAAUCACCGUCUACUGAAGAAGACGCCUUUGAUCCCCUCGCUCAGACACAAAUAUCGACUGGGCGAAUAGCCUCGGUCUCUAUAUCCCGGCCCAUGGACAUCUACCGUCAUGGCCUGGGCAACAUGAUGCCACGAAACCCGCCCUACCAUCAUCACCCGCCUCCUAGCGCUCCUCCGCAACUUUACCCGGGCCCUUCCCGCGCUCCCCCUACCAGCCGCGAAGAUCCAGAGAGUGACGGCCCCUCCAAUCGCAUUGCCCACACUCUGACGGCUUGCUGCCGCUGCCGCCAGCGUAAAACGAGAUGCGAUCCUACUCUGCCCCGUUGUCUGCCGUGCGAACGCGCCGGCUCGGUCUGCGAAUACUACGACACUACCAAGGGGAAGAAGAUCAACCGUAAUUAUGUUAUUAAGCUGCAAGAAAAGGUGCGCGCCCUCGAGGCCGAGCUACGCCAGUACACCGACGACGACAGCGAGUUCUCCCACCUCGACGAGGACAUUGUGCGACCAGGUGGCCUGGUUCGCCUGAACGAUACCGACGAGACUCCGCGCUACCUUGGCCCAAGUAGCGGCAUCGCAAUGACACGCUUGCUGGUCCAGGGCGCAAAGCUCUUUACCGACUCGAAGCGAAUUUCAGAACUGAUUCCCGAAGUUCGGGCGCGGAGGAUGACGCGCAUGCAGUCCAUCGUGAUGACCAGAGACCGAAAGAAGAGCUAUCCCAUGAUCAGCGCCCACCCUGCCCAGAGCCUGCCGACGAGACCUAUCGCCAAUAAGCUCGUAGACGUCUUUUGCCAACGAUCCCAAGUAUUUUGGCCGACGUUGCACGAGAGGCUAUUCUUGGACGAUCUUGAGGCAGUGUAUGCUGGAGACCAAGACCCCUACAAGAACCUCAUCGUCCGCAUGGUGUUUGCAAUCUCGCUACAGAAGAUGGAUCCUCAGUAUGCCGGUCUGGCCGACAGUUACUAUUUGGCCGCGAUGGAACACUUUGAGCAAGUGUCCCGGCCAAAGGAUCUCAAGUCUCUACAGAGUUUGGCGCUCAUCGGCCAAUACUCCCUUCUGACCCCCACGAGGACCGCUGUGUACUACAUGGUCGGCAUGGCCACGCGCGUUUGUCAGGCAGAAGGCCUGACGGAUGAAAAGACCAUAAGCGCCGGGAACCUCCUGGACCCCCUGACACUGGAUAUGCGCCGUCGUCUUGCCUACAUCAUCACUUCCAUGGAAGCUGGUCUGGCACAUAGCAUGGGCCGACCCAAUGGAUUCUCCAAGGCUGACGACCGGAUGGACGUGGAGCCUUUUGCGACUGUCGACGACGAGUACAUCACGGCUGACGGCAUUGGCCAGGGGCCUCCAAGCGAGAACAAGCUGGUGGCUCUGCAUUUCUUCAAGAUGCGCAUGGAGCAGGCCGAGAUCAGGAGAGUGCUCUACGAAAAGAAGCGCGAAGAGCCCAGGGAUGAGAGCCACCCCUGGUUCGCCAAGAUGGAGAGAGACAUUCAAAACUGGAUUGACUCUUCACCUCAAAAUCCGGCUUGGUGUAGGCCAUGGUUCACCGGACGUUAUCACCAGAUGCGCAUCUUCCUCUACCGGCCUUCCCCGCAAGUACCCAAACCCUCUCCACGAGCUGCGGGCAUCUGCUUUGAAGGCGCGUCAUACAUUAUCAAUCUGUCGAAGCAGCAGAUGGAAAAGGCAGCAGUCGACAUCACUUGGGUGUUCCUCCUCAACCUCUACAUGUCUCUUAACACACUGCUCUGGACGGUCUCGUAUCCCGAGGUCCGACAGGCCCACCCUCGUGACGAGGUGGAAGAACUGAGUGAUCAGACGCUAGAUAUUCUGGAACAAUGCACUGAGCGCUGGCCGGGGACUGCUCAAGCUGUCCAGCUCUACUCCAUCUUUGCCAAGGCGUGCCUCCAGAGCUACGAAGCCAGAGAUACCCCCAUCCUACAACCGUCCAGCACUUUCACGACGCCUCCUUCUCUCUUUGACGGCAACUCUCCUCAGGGUUCGGAAAUCUCAGCUUCAACAGCGCCAGGCGGUGGGCCGACGUUCAAGGGCAACCCUCCCCAUAACCCACCGCAAUUCGGUUUCGUUUUUGAUGCGACCCCUGAGUCGAUGAACACUUACCAAUGGGACCCCAACUUCCCCCCUCAUCCAACAUUCCGUUCCAACUCGAUCUGGGGCAACUCUUCUGGCGAUAACAAUCCCAAUAUGAACACGGGCGGCCGCCGUUUUUCCGCCUACCCCCCUGAGUCACCACUGGAAGACUCUACGCCUCCAGCGACGACCACGCCCGGUUACAAGUCCUCUUCCUCGCCGCCUAGCACCAUCAACAAUGCCAUGCCAACGCCUCCCGACUCGUUCAACAGCGGACCUGUCGGGACCCCCUCGAGCUCGACCAUCUCGCCGCCCCCGAUGGGAACUCCGGCCAUGUCACAGUCUUCGCCACUUGUCCUUCAGCACGGAACACCAACAAUGGCCCAGCACAGCACAAAUAUGUCACCGCCUCCGCCGCCUGUUCCCGGAAGUAGGGGGCCCGGUGGCUUUGGUGCUCCGCCGACAUCGAAUCCUGGUGCGCCACAACGCCCGCUGCCGAAUUAUAACACAACAGACUGGUUCAACCCGCCCCCUCCGUUUAUCAACCCCGACGCCUUUAGCUCGAUGAGCAAUAGUUUCUUCGGGGACUCGUUGCAAGUCAACGGCUUCAACUCACAAAACCCUGGCUUGGGGCUUGAUCAGUUUGGGGGUCCGUUCAAUUGGUCACAGGAGCGUCAAGGUAGUCUUAGCCAGCAACAGCAAGUGGAGCUAUUGAAUGUCCUAGAGAACGAGGGUAUGAGCGAUAUCGAUGCCAUUCUCAACAUGGGAAUGAACAACCCGAGCCCCGCCGCGAGUGUCUGGCCACAAGCAUGAGUUGAUUAAUGGAAGUCUGGAAAAUGGGAAGAACCAAUCGUAGUGUCUUUGUUUUGGGUAUUGGCGCGGGUGUAUUAUAUAUCGUAUACCAUGGAGUCACGGGCGGUGGGAGGCUUUGAAUUGAUUUUGCGGACAGCGGUUGCAGCGAUGCGCCUCCGCAUGGUAGGUAUACUGGGCAGUCAUGGAUCAUGAUUUACAAUAGAAAGGCGUAAGACUUGUCAUCAUAUUUUGAUAUACACUUGCUUUCUUGUGCGCUGGGGCCGACCAUGUUGAGUGAGA